Toxotes jaculatrix (banded archerfish) is the source of this 2115-nucleotide messenger RNA. RefSeq names its product angiotensinogen (gene agt). Gene Ontology annotation, molecular function: serine-type endopeptidase inhibitor activity. Lineage: Eukaryota; Metazoa; Chordata; Actinopteri; Toxotidae. The record is from RefSeq and is a predicted model, not a curated record. Gene Ontology annotation, biological process: regulation of systemic arterial blood pressure by renin-angiotensin. The coding region runs from base 199 to 1587 and encodes 462 amino acids. The transcript has 7 exons.
CAAAGCAGGCUGUGAGUCAUGGCAGCAGAGCCCCUGACUCAAUGCUGCUGUGGUUAAUCAGUAACCAGAGUGGGAGCACCAUGAGCGGCUGGCUGGGUUAAAGCCAGGGAGCAGAGGAGUCAGGACCUCACUCAGCACCUCACUCAGCAGCAGCAGCAGCAGACACACACGAAAGAAUUGUUACCAACAAAAGGUAAAAUGCAGAGAUCGCUCCUUCUAGUCCUCCUGCUGUGCGGCUGCCUGUCAGGAAAUCAGGCCAACCGCGUCUACGUCCACCCCUUCUAUCUCUUUGCUUCGGAGAAUGUCAGCUGCGAGACCCUGCAGACCCAGACGUCCAAGCCCCUGCUGACACUUCCUGUGGCUCCCCUUGAUAUUGAAGUUCUAACACCAGACAGCAGGGACCCGUCAAAACUGGACACACAGAGGCAGAACAUCACAGAGAGGACGGCGGUUCUGGCAGGGCUGUUGAACUCUCUGGGCCUGAGGAUGUACCAGGCUCUCAGCAGCAAGCAGCACGGUGCCAACACCCUCCUCUCUCCUGUCAACACCUUUGGAUCCCUCGUCACUUUCUACCUGGGAGCCUCCAAGAAGACAGCGAGCUCGUUCCAGCUUCUUUUGGGCCUGAGCAGUGGCACUGACCGAGAGGACUGUGUGUCCUUAGUGGAUGGACACAAGGUUCUCAAGACCCUGCAGAGCAUUAACUCUCUGGUGGACGACGGACCCAAAGAUGAAAUCACCACCCAGGUCUGGGCCUUCACUCGUCAGGAUGUUCAGCUAUCCGAGGACUUUAUUCAGGGCACACAGGACUUCUCAGACACAUCGUUCAUCCGCAGCGUGGACUUCUCCAAACCUCAGGAGGCUGAGCAAGUGGUGAACAGCUUUGUAGAGAAGACGUCCGAUGGGAAAGUGAAGAGCAUCUUCAAAGAUCUGAACUCCUCCAGCAGUGACCUUCUGUUCAUUUCCUCCUUCAACUUCCAAGGCAGCUGGAAGACAGCCUUCCAGCCAGAGAGGACCUCCUUGCAGGAGUUUCAUGUGGAUCAAACAACCACAGUGAUGGCUCCAAUGAUGACCCACACGGGUCAGUAUCACUACCUGAAUGACAAGAUGCGGCGGUGCACUGUUGUGAAACUGUCUUUGAGCAAACGGUCAUACAUGUUGCUGGUCCUGCCUCAUGAAGGGGCCAACCUCCAUGACAUAGAGUCGAAGCUGCUCACAGACGUCAUUUCUGGCUGGCACCAGAGCCUCCAGGAAGGUCUGCUCGAGCUGUCCCUGCCAAAGUUCUCCAUGUCUUCUGUGACCGAUCUGCGUGACCUAUUGACCGACAUGAAUCCAGAAAUUGAGGCGGAACUGUUGGGCUCCCGGGCUGAGUUCAGCCAACUCAGCAACACCAAACCCUUCACUAUAGAUAAGGCGGUUAAUAAGGUGUUGUUUGAGAUGUCAGAAGAAGGAGCAGAACCUCAGGACAAGAUACAAGAAGCAGGUGUCCCUGUGAAAUUGUCCAUCAACAGGCCUUUCUUCUUUUCCGUCAUAGAAGGAUAUUCUAACGCCAUCCUCAUGCUUGGCAGGAUCACAAAUCCUACACUCUAAAGUUAUAUAGUACUUGAAACCAACAAAAACCUCUGACGUGAAAAUCGCCCCAACAUGCCACACCUAUUGUCUUACAAUCUACUUAAUCGCCUACGGCUUCAAUGACUAAAAUCAUUCAACAAAAAUCUCAUUUAAAUCAUACCCCUGUUUUUCAGCUGAAAGGAUGGCCACAUACUGUGCACAAGGAAUGAAAGGCAAAUCCAUUAAUAUGCAACAGUAUUGUAGUUAUCUCUCAUCACCUAACUGAUCCUCUCCACAAACUCAGGAGUCACUGAGGGUCCCUGUCGCAGUAUUUAUGAAUACCUGUUACUUUAACCUGAGUUGUUUUCAAGCAGCCUAUUAAAAUCCUAUUUUUUUUCCUGUAAAAUUUAUUAUAGCAGAGUUCUGUACAGUAUUUUGCGGUAGAGUAGUAGGUACAGUAACCAUGAUUCUCUACGUUAAAUGACUAAUACGUUGUAUAUUGUAACUAAGAGUUUAUUUUUGUUUUGUUACGAUUUGGGAUUGCCGAAAUAAAACAUUUGUUUCCCA